Messenger RNA from Histoplasma capsulatum G186AR, 1653 nucleotides. RefSeq names its product alcohol dehydrogenase. The record is from RefSeq and is a predicted model, not a curated record. The coding region runs from base 307 to 1347 and encodes 346 amino acids. The transcript has 4 exons. Gene Ontology annotation, molecular function: oxidoreductase activity; zinc ion binding. Lineage: Eukaryota; Fungi; Ascomycota; Eurotiomycetes; Onygenales; Ajellomycetaceae.
UUUUUUUUUCUUUUUUCUUUUUUUAACAAAAGUUUCCCUAACCCCGUGUUACUUAUAAAACAUAUAUAUUACCCUGUUCUUCGAUUCUGCAGGGUUUGGUGUUAGCUCCUGCCCCUGAAACUCGGGAUUAGAAAGUAUACGACAUCCGCAGGGUUACCGAAACGCCAUUUGUAUAACGGAUUGCUUGCUCCCUCCUGUCCCUCCGUCCGCCUAACCCCACUCCAGAAGCAGACAGCUACACAGCCGUCUCUAUCCCCGUUCCCCCGCUUCCAGCAUCCAGCUUUCACAACCACACGCCACGCCAGUAUGAAGGCUCUCGUCUAUAAAAGCGAAGGCGUCGUCGACAUCGAAGAGCGCCCGCAGCCAAGCAUCCAGUCGGCGACGGACGCAAUCGUCAAACUCAAGUACACCACUAUCUGCGGCACGGAUCUGCACAUCAUCAAGGGCCACGUGCAGUCCGCCACGCCAGGCCGUGUGCUGGGCCAUGAAGGCGUCGGCGUGAUCCACGAAGUCGGCUCGAGUGUCCAGGGCCUCGUGCCGGGCGACACCGUGCUCAUCUCGUGCAUUUCGGCCUGCAGCGUUUGUGGCUUUUGCCGGAAGGGGAUGCCCUCGCACUGCGUCUCGGGCGGGUGGGUGCUGGGCAACCAGAUCGACGGCACGCAGGCGGAGUUCGUGCGCAUCCCGCAUGCGUCAUCGUCGCUGUACAAGCUGCCCGCCACGGUCGACUUGACGGCCGCGGUCAUGCUGUCCGAUGCGCUCCCAACAGGAUUGGAGUGUGGGACGCUGGAUGGGAAAGUGUCGCCAGGCAGCACGGUGGUGAUCAUCGGAGCCGGCGCGGUGGGGAUGUCUGUCAUGAUGACAUCCCUGCUGUAUUCGCCGUCGUUGCUUGUGAUAGUGGAUUUGGAUGAUGGGAGGCUGUCGAUGGCGAAGCAACUAGGGGCGCAUGCGACGGUUAAUAGUCGGAACUCCGAGGAGGCGAUGGACAAGCUGUUGAAGAUGACGAAUGGAGAGGGGUUUGAUUGUGUUGUUGAGGCGGUGGGUACUCCUCACACCUUUCAGUUUUGCCAGAGUCUUGUUGCCCCUGGCGGUUCUAUUGCCAAUGUGGGCGUCCAUGGGACGAAGGUGGAGUUGUAUAUGGACGAGUUGUGGAAUCGGAACAUCUGUAUCACCACACGACUCGUGGACGCGGUCACCACGCCAAUGUUGUUGAAGCUUUUCACAGCGGGCAAAUUGGAUACCGCCAAGCUCAUAACGCACCGCUUCAAAUUUAAGGAUUGUACGCAGGCAUAUAAGAUAUUCGGUGCUGCGGCAGAGCAUAAUGCUCUGAGGGUUUUGCUGAGCAUGUGAGGGAGACCAAAAAAAAUCUCCUCCAUUCUUCCUGACCCAUCUUCUAUGCUUGAGAUUGAAAGUUUGUUCAGCUGAAGACAAUAGCGUAUGUGUAUUGGUACCAACGAAGGUAUGGAUGACAGGGUGUGACAUGAUGCAACAGGCUGAGUUUGUUGUUUAUUGUAUUGUUUUGAAUCAUUGUAACAAUUCAUUCACUUCUGUUUGUAUGUAUAGCUUUUAGUCAAUGGAGGUCCAGCAAAGAGAAGAAGACGAUAAAUUCAUAAGAAAUAAAAUGUCCUCCACCGGGCGCUGGGAGUUUAUAUACCC